Molecule: messenger RNA, 3286 nt
Organism: Drosophila sulfurigaster albostrigata
Lineage: Eukaryota; Metazoa; Arthropoda; Insecta; Diptera; Drosophilidae
Gene: Cul1
Product: cullin homolog 1
Exons: 4
Coding region: 421-2739 (772 amino acids)
Biological process (GO): SCF-dependent proteasomal ubiquitin-dependent protein catabolic process; protein ubiquitination
Cellular component (GO): SCF ubiquitin ligase complex
Molecular function (GO): ubiquitin protein ligase binding
Source: RefSeq, a predicted model, not a curated record
UUGGCAGCAUUGUACUUCCUUUUAGAUGAAAAAGUGAAUUUUGUGCAAGCGCUGAUAGAAAAACAUUUAUAUAGUUAAAUUAAAGUUGAAAAUGUCUAAAAAUUGCGUACACUUUAUGCGUAACAUUCAACAAUAUAUCGCAACAGAUUAAAAUAUAAAUAUAAAAGAUAUAUUUGUAUAAUAUCUCUUACAAAUUGUAAAAUUUAAAUUGCCAAAAUUCCGACCAAAAUACCCAAGACGAGAUCUGGAGCUAAGCGACGUCAUCAGGAUAGUCAAACCACAUCUUCGGUUGUUCUCUCUACGCAACAUCAGCAUCAGCGGCAACAACAACAAUCGCAGCAACAACAGCAGCAGCAGCAACAACAACAACAACACCACGAACGGGUAGAAGGCAAACAAGAUUUGCCAUCGGCUACCAAAAUGAAUCGCUCGAGCAAUGCACAGACAACACAGCGACCCGUUAACUUGGACGACAUCUGGAAGGAGCUAGUCGAGGGUAUAUUGCAGAUAUAUGAUCAUGAAAAGUCACUGACUCGCAAGCAAUAUAUGCGCUUCUAUACGCAUGUGUAUGACUAUUGCACAAGUGUAAGUGCUGCCCCAAGUGGGCGCAGCAGUGGCAAGGCAGGCGGUGCACAGUUGGUGGGCAAGAAACUCUACGAUCGCUUGGAGCUCUUUCUCAAGGAUUAUCUAAGGGAUUUGCUGACCAAGUUUCAGUCGAUUAGUGGCGAAGAAGUUCUUCUAUCACGCUAUACUAAGCAAUGGAAGUUGUAUCAGUUCUCCAGCAAAGUGCUCAAUGGCAUUUGCAAUUAUCUCAAUCGUAAUUGGGUGAAGCGCGAGUGCGAGGAGGGCCAGAAGGGCAUCUAUAAGAUUUAUCGACUGGCACUUGUCGCAUGGAAGGGUCAUCUAUUCCAGGUGCUCAACGAGCCGGUGACCAAAGCGAUUCUCAAGUCCAUCGAGGAGGAACGUCAUGGCAAACUCAUUAAUCGCGCUUUGGUGCGCGAUGUUAUCGAAUGCUACGUAGAGUUGAGUUUCAAUGAAGAGGACGCUGAUGCCACCGAACAAAAGUUGUCGGUGUAUAAAGACAAUUUCGAAGUUAAAUUCAUUGCCGACACAUACGCUUUCUACGAAAAAGAGUCUGAUGCGUUCCUAUCAACCAACACUGUGACUGAGUAUUUGAAGCAUGUCGAGAAUCGACUGGAGGAGGAGAAACAACGUGUACGUGGUCGCAAUUCAAAGAAUGCAUUGUCGUACCUACAUGAGACUACUGCAGAUGUCUUGAAAUUGACAUGCGAACAGGUACUGAUUGAGAAGCAUCUGAGAUUAUUCCACGCCGAGUUCCAAAAUCUGUUGAACGCUGACAGAAAUGAUGAUCUGAAACGUAUGUACUCACUGGUCGCUCUAUCACCCAAAAAUCUAGAUCAAUUGAAGAAAAUACUCGAGGAUCACAUACUGCAACAGGGCACGGAAGCCAUUGAGAAAUGCUGCACCAGCGAUGCGGCCAACGAUCCAAAAACCUAUGUACAAACUAUACUCGAUACACAUAAAAAGUAUAAUGCGCUCGUUUUGACCGCCUUUGAUAAUGACAAUGGAUUUGUGGCCUCGUUGGAUAAAGCUUGUGGCAAAUUUAUCAAUUCGAAUGUGGUUACGAAACCCAAUAAUGCCAGCAAAUCACCCGAAUUGUUGGCCAAAUAUUGCGAUCUGUUGCUCAAGAAAUCAUCGAAGAAUCCCGAGGAUAAGGAGCUUGAGGAUAAUCUAAAUCAAGUGAUGGUCGUCUUCAAAUACAUUGAAGACAAAGAUGUCUUCCAGAAGUACUACUCUAAUAUGCUGGCAAAGCGUUUAGUCAGUCAUACAUCGGCAUCGGAUGAUGCCGAGGCAAUGAUGAUCUCCAAGCUGAAGCAAACAUGCGGUUAUGAAUACACUGUUAAGCUGCAGCGUAUGUUCCAGGACAUUGGCUUGUCCAAGGAUUUGAAUUCAAACUUCAAGGAGUACCUGAAGACCCAAAGCAUAACGUCCGAAAUUGAUUUUGGUAUCGAGGUGCUGUCCACCAAUGCUUGGCCCUUUACCCAAAACAACAACUUUCUGCUGCCCUCGGAAUUGGAGCGUUCCGUGCAACAGUUUACCAUCUUCUACUCGGCGCGUCAUUCAGGUCGCAAACUGAACUGGCUGUACCACAAGUGCAAGGGCGAACUUAUAAUGAACGUGAAUCGCAGCAAUGUAUACACACUGCAAGUGAGCACGUUCCAGAUGUCAGUGCUGUUGCAGUUCAACGAUCAACCCAGCUUUACCGUGCAACAGUUGCGCGACAACACACAGUCGCAGCUGGAGAACUUGAUACAGGUAUUGCAAAUUUUGCUCAAAGCCAAAGUGCUGACUUCAAGCGACAGCGAAAGCGCAUUGACGCCCGACUCGACAGUGGAAUUGUUUUUGGAUUACAAGAGCAAGAAGCGUCGCAUUAACAUCAAUCACCCGUUGAAGACUGAGCUUAAGGUGGAACAGGAGACUGUCACCAAACACAUUGAGGAGGAUCGAAAGCUAUUGAUACAGGCUGCGAUUGUUCGCAUCAUGAAGAUGCGUAAGCGCCUCAAUCAUACGAAUCUCAUAUCUGAGGUGCUCAAUCAGCUGUCGACUCGAUUUAAGCCCAACGUGCCCGUCAUUAAGAAGUGCAUCGAUAUUUUGAUUGAGAAGGAGUAUCUCGAGCGUAUGGAAGGACACAAGGACACUUAUAGCUAUCUCGCCUAAGUUUGUGUUUAAUAUUAUAAACAUUAUCGUUCCAAAAUUUUUAUAAUUUGCCUGCCACUAGAGAUAUCUUCCGGAUAUCAAUUAGCGCCUGCCAAUUCACCCUUCCCCCUUCCCAACAACAGCAACAUAUAAGUAAAAAAAAAGAUAUGAAAUCCUGUUCCGCCAGUAAUCAUCAAACGAUUACAGAUUAGCUGCAUACCGCAUACACAUUACGCAUCUAUACAUCUUUGCACGCAUUUAGAAUGCGUGCACCUCCCAUCCUGCCGUGCAUUUGACGCCCUUUCACACGGAUAUUUUUCAAAGCAAAGCAAAUGUAAAACUCAUUAGUGCAAUCUGUGCGAAUUCAAAACAUAUUCAAUUUGCUUCGCGAGUCCUGGAAUAACAAAAAAAUAAGAGGAAAGGAAAAAUAUUUAUACACCUAAACAUGAAAAAUGUGCAAGCACAGAAAAGAUUUCAUGUAACUUUUUUUGUAUUUCGAUCAAAUUUAUCUUUUUGUUCAUAAUUUUAUUCAUAUACAUACAUAUUACAAUGCAUACAUAAAAUAACA